AUGGCAUGGCGGCCAGCUCCCUUUCCUGAAGAGGCGGCGAGGGCCGAGAAGGAGGCCCCUGACAGCAAAAGAUUCACCUACACCCUUGGGGAGGGCAUGUGGUUGCCCCUCAGCAAGAGUUUUGUGAUCCCACCGGCUGAACUGGCCAUCAACCCUUCGGCAAAGUGUAAGACGGACAUGACAGUGAUGGAGGACGCUGUGGAGGUCAGAGAGGAGCUGAUGACCUCGUCCUCCUUUGACAGCCUGGAGGUUCUCUUAGAUUCCUUUGGGCCAGUGCGCGACUGCAGCAAGGAUAACGGGGGCUGCAGCAAGAACUUCCGCUGCAUCUCAGACCGCAAGCUGGACUCCACUGGUUGUGUGGAGGACUGGAGGGUGAGGGCCGAUGUGCCGCGUCUCGACCCUUGUGAUCCGGCUGAGACUUACGGUGAGCUGAGCCAGACGUCAGCACUGUGCGAGAGCUCUGAUGUUGAUAGCAGAGCCUUCCAGAGUCGUCUGGAGAUUCUGGCUGACAUCUCUGCCUGGAUUAUCUUUGCUGGCACUCCUGGGGAAUUUACUGAGGACUGCCCGUCCGGACUGAGCCCCAUGAAGGACAGCUCUGGCUGCUACGACCGCCACAUUGGGGUGGACUGCUCAGAUGGCUUCAAUGGCGGCUGUGAGCAGCUGUGUCUCCAGCAGAUGGCGCCCUUCCCAGAUGACCCCACCUUGUACAACAUCCUCAUGUUCUGUGGGUGCAUCGAGGAUUACAAGCUUGGUGUGGAUGGACGCUCUUGCCAGCUCAUCGCGGAGACCUGCCCAGAGGGCGGUGACUGUGGGGAAAGCAGGGAGCUUCCCAUGAACCAGACCCUCUUUGGGGAAAUGUUCUUUGGUUACAACAACCAUUCCAAGGAAGUCGCUGCUGGGCAAGUGCUGAAAGGAACAUUCAGGCAAAACAACUUUGCUCGGGGUUUAGACCAGCAACUGCCAGAUGGUCUUGUGGUGGCCACUGUUCCCCUGGAGAAUCAGUGCCUGGAGGAAAUCUCGGAGCCCACCCCUGACCCCGACUUCCUGACUGGGAUGGUGAACUUCAGUGAGGUGUCUGGAUACCCUGUGCUGCAGCACUGGAAGGUCCGGUCUGUGAUGUACCACAUCAAACUCAACCAAGUGGCCGUCUCUCAGGCCCUCAGCAAUGCGCUCCACUCCCUGGAUGGAGCUACGUCUCGUGGGGAUUUUGUGGCCCUGUUGGACCAGUUUGGCAACCACUACAUCCAGGAAGCUAUCUACGGCUUUGAGGAGUCCUGUUCCAUAUGGUACCCAAACAAGCAGGUGCAGCGGCGACUCUGGCUGGAAUAUGAAGACAUCAGCAAAGGCAACUCUCCAUCCGAUGAGUCGGAGGAGCGGGAAAGAGACCCCAAGGUGCUGACGUUCCCAGAAUACAUCGCCAGCCUGUCAGAGUCUGGCACCAAGCGCAUGGCAGCUGGGGUCCGCAUGGAGUGCCAGAGCAAGGGACGAUGCCCCUCAUCCUGCCCCCUGUGUCAUGUGACAUCCAGCCCUGACACUCCUGCUGAGCCAGUUCUGCUGGAGGUGACCAGAGCAGCCCCCAUCUAUGAACUGGUGACCAACAACCAGACCCAGAGGCUCUUGCAGGAGGCCACCAUGAGCUCCCUGUGGUGCUCAGGGACUGGAGACGUCAUCGAGGACUGGUGUCGAUGUGACUCCACCGCUUUUGGAGCUGAUGGACUCCCCACCUGUGCGCCUCUCCCACAGCCUGUGCUGAGACUCUCCACGGUUCACGAGCCCAGCAGCACCCUUGUGGUCCUGGAGUGGGAACACUCAGAGCCUCCGAUCGGGGUGCAGAUUGUAGAUUACCUCAUCCGUCAAGAAAAGGUCACUGACAGGAUGGACCACUCCAAAGUGGAGACAGAAACGGUGCUGAGCUUUGUGGACGACAUCAUCUCUGGAGCCAAGUCUCCUUGUGCCAUGCCCUCUCAGGUGCCAGACAAGCAGCUUACCACCAUCUCUCUGAUCAUUCGGUGCCUGGAACCGGACACCAUCUACAUGUUCACCCUGUGGGGCGUGGACAACACCGGACGGCGUUCCAGGCCCAGCGACGUGAUCGUAAAGACCCCUUGCCCCGUGGUGGAUGAUGUCAAAGCUCAAGAGAUAGCAGAUAAGAUCUACAAUCUCUUCAAUGGCUACACCAGUGGGAAGGAGCAACAGACGGCCUAUAACACCCUCCUGGAUCUGGGUUCUCCAACCCUACACCGAGUCCUCUACCACUACAACCAGCACUAUGAGAGUUUUGGAGAAUUCACCUGGCGGUGUGAGGAUGAACUGGGCCCCAGGAAAGCUGGCCUCAUCCUUUCCCAGCUAGGCGAUCUCAGCAGUUGGUGCAAUGGCCUCCUUCAGGAACCCAAGAUAAGCUUGCGACGUGGCUCCCUGAAGUACCUGGGCUGCCGCUACAGUGAGAUCAAGCCCUACGGACUUGACUGGUCAGAGCUCAGCCGGGACCUCAGGAAGACGUGCGAGGAGCAGACCCUGAGCGUCCCUUACAACGACUAUGGGGACAGCAAAGACAUCUAGCGCCAUGAAGCCAGAUGGUGUGGCUGCCGAAACGAAGCAGGAGAGAGGAGAGGAACAUCUGGGUUGGUUUGUGGAUUUUUAAUAUUUUUUAAUGGAACAUUAAAACCUCUAAACCAGGGAGAGGCAAUAGCUAAACCAGGGAGAAACUGAUCCUUGCUCCCGGUGGAACUUCUUUGGUAUGACAUUCUCCAUCUGCAUGGUCGGUACAGCUGCCAUCCGGCAGCUUCGUGCAGUAUUUCUCUGCAGGGGAUUACUUUGGGGCUUGUUUUACAGUUGAUUUGUUUCAUUUAAUUUUUUUUUUUUCCCGUGAGGUUCAUCAAAAUGCUCAAGAGUUCUGCCAUGCUUCCCAUGAAAGGUCUAUCAGGUCGAGGCACCCUGUGCUCACUGAGUCCCUGAGUCCGUUAGCUGGGGACAGAGAUGAGGUCAGAGAGUUGCUAGACUGGCCUCGGGCCCUGGCCUCAAGCGUUCCUCAGGAAGCAUCUCACUCUGGGAGCCUAAGCUCUGCUCACAAAGACCACAGGAAAUUGGGAGGGUGGCCUCUGUGCGGGUCUCAUGGUUUCCCCCACACCUUCCUAUUGCUUGUUUCACACCUCUCAGGUGAACUGAGCCUCCAACAUGGGUCCCAACAGGCUUUCGGGAUUUUUUAGAUCCUCACCCGUUCUAAGACAGGAUUAGAAUGAAAUCUCCUUCUGGUGGAUCUCUGCCUCUCCUUCAGACAAUAUGAUCUUUAAGAGGCGACAAAAUGCUACCUGUCAAAUGCACCUUCGAAACAGUCUGCCUGGGAGACUAGUUAGCAGUCAUAUUCUAGAAAAGAAGUAGAGUUGAUUAUUCUAAAAAACUUCUGUGUCUCCAGGAUGAACUUCUCCAGACCACAUAUGUACGUCGCACGCCUGGAUUCUCUUUAGUGUCAGAGUCACUUAACCCUGGGCAGAGAAGGCCUGACCGAUACCCACUCUGGUCCAGGAAGGGCUGAUACCUCCAUGUCAGUGUUUCUGUGAACUAAAGCUCUUACUGAUCACACACACACACACACACACACGCAACAAAUGUCCAUUUCUCCCUUGCUAAAUUUGCCUAAUUAUGUCGCUAGUUUUGCAGAUCCUUUCUCUGGAUGGCCAUCCACAGGAGAAUACCACUGUUUUCACCUCCCAUCCAGCUGCCGGGAGUAGCCGAGGUUCUGUGUAGGCAAGUAGAGGCCGGGCCCUUGGCUCCGUCCCAUGACCCUAGUGUGGUAGCCACAGAUAUAAGUGGUGGCCCAGUUAAAAGGAGAGCCAGCCUUUCCGUAAGAGCUUUGAGGGCCAUGUGGCCCACACACCUCAGAGGCCUCGACACACACUUCCAGUCACCCUGCCUUUGACCGGGGCUCCUCAUUUGGAAACACAAGAGAAAGGUCAGGAAAGAGAUGCAGGACGAUAUGGAACUCUCCUGGAUUUUUUCCAAAUAGUGAUGACAGAUCCCGUUCGUGCUUACCGUGUGUCAGAGCUGCUCUGAGCACUUCGUACAUCCCUGAAUCCUCAGGACAGCCUCCCGCCCCCACCACCAAGGAGGUGCUGUUCUCGCCUCUGUUUCAGUGAUGAGGAACCCCAGGCAAAGAGAGGAACCCCAUUAGGCGGUUUGCCCCGGAUGCCUCCUUUACCGCUGCCUGGGCCCCGACAGGAACAGGCCAGUUUGCCUGUGGCAUGCAGCUGUCCCUUCUCUAAGCUCCACAGGGACCCGCCCAGAGAGCUUUCCCUUUGCCACACCUGCCUGGGACAGAUGUGCCCACGGUGCACCCUGAACUCAGCCACCGGAGCACCCCUGGGGACCGAGGGGUCUGCGGAGCGAGCUUCCCCCGGGGUCUGGCGGCGGGGCCUGGGGUGAGGCUGCGGGUUUGGGAGGGCUCACAGCCCGCCCUGCGUCUUCCCGUAAAAAGACUGAAAGAUUUGUCUCGAAUUCUGGAAGGUACCUGCCUCAGAAAUUCCUCCACUUCCGGAGCCGAGGCCAGCAGAAAAGUCGGCCCUCCCGCUCAUGGGCAGUGCAGGGCCGCAGGUGGGAUGCCUAAAGGGACAUCGCUGACCUCCGCCAGGGAGGACAGUGCCACAGGCAGCUGGUCCCCAACCGGUUGGCGAGGCUGAGAGACAGGCCAUCUUACCCCCUCUGUUCAAGUCCGCCCGGAACACGGGGUCUGUGCAGCGUGGUGGGGGCCGCCAGGGCUGCGCUGACUUCCUGGCCCCGUGAGCCAACGGGCUGAGGAGGGAGGACGGCGAGUGGCGUCAGGGUCACACUUCUUUGACCCCCCUCUUCUGUUUAUUAAAAUAAGGAGGCUCAUUCUCUCCCAGUCUCCCCUCCUCCUCCCCCAGGUCCCUCUAGCUUUGGAUCUGAUUUCUCGUCUUCCUCUCAGGCCCCACCCUGCCUCCUUCAUCCCUUCCUUCUCCAUGACUCUCUUCCUCCUUCUGUGUCCCCUUUUGCCCUCCUCGCGGUACGUGUGCUCACACACACACCUCCACACACGCACACCACAUGCCCUGCACACCCGUACAUCACACACACGUACCACACUCAUCACACAUACACUUACACACACACACGAGACGUACAUAGAGCACACACACACGCGUUACACACACAACACACUAUACACGUGCACUAUGUGCAAAAGUUAUACAUACCCAUACAUCAUACACGCGUAUACACAUACACUAUACACACACACUCAACACAUAUACAUCACACACAUGCAUUAUGCACACACAAUACACACACAUAUACAUAACACACACAUAUAUACACACACUGUAUACACACACACUCAACACAUAUAUGUUGCACACACAUGCAUUAUGCACACACAAUAGACUACACAUACAUAACACACACAUCAUGUAUACACACACUAUGUAUACUACACACACAUACUAUAUGCACAUACACUAUACACACCUACAUUACACACACACGCACACACACGCACACACAUGCACUAUCCACAUACAUUAAACACACACUAGACACACAGAUGCUAUGGCUGGGUCCCAUCAUCCACUUUCAAGUUACAAGGAAGGCCAACAUGAGUGGGGCAGGAUUCUAACUUCCUCUGAGGAUUUAACUGCAGGAUCUUGGCUCCUGGGAAAACACUGUUGAUCAUGCCCUGGUGACCUUUCCCAAAGCGUGCUUGGAGGAACCCAUCCUGACUAAAAAGGGUGAUGGUACCAGACCAGUAUUAAACCUCAAAUUUCCAAGCUGACAAACAGGUCUUAAGGAGUCACUUAUACCUGCCAACCCUCCCCCGGCUCUGGGCUCCCCCUGAGACCCUGGCGUUUCCCCUUAAACAUACAUGACCCACCAUAAUAGCAUUAGACCUUUAACUGAGUAUGCAGUCAUCUUCCAUGGAGUUCAGUCCAUUCAUUAUUUUUGGUUAAGCACACUUCUUGAGAUUCAGAUGUUCUAUUAAAACACUGAGUGUGGAAAAAACCCACUUGACUACGAUAGAAGGAAGAAUGGAUAUCAUGUGACCAACUUCAGGUAUAACAGUAUUGUUUCAAAGAGAAUUAUUGUACGGUUAUA
Panthera uncia (snow leopard) is the source of this 6102-nucleotide messenger RNA. It is a transcript of the gene ASTN1, whose product is annotated as astrotactin 1. Gene Ontology annotation, biological process: neuron migration; neuron cell-cell adhesion. The coding region runs from base 1 to 2559 and encodes 852 amino acids. The transcript has 17 exons. Gene Ontology annotation, molecular function: protein binding. Lineage: Eukaryota; Metazoa; Chordata; Mammalia; Carnivora; Felidae. The record is from RefSeq and is a predicted model, not a curated record.